AUGGCCGGCAGGGCUGCCUUCUCGCACAGCUCGCCGAACCUGGGCCGCCAGCUUGAUGGUGCCAACAGCGGAGCACCCCAAGACGCGGCGGGCAUGCACCCACCACGCACGCAUUCCUACGGAGCCGUGGCUUCGCACUUCCUCGCCCAGCCGAAUGGUGCAUACGGUGGACAGACGUGGGUCGACUUUCUCCGCGACGCUGGAGCCGACCCAAGCGCCAGCGCUCAACAGCCACGCGCUCCCCCGCAGCCAAACCUCCAUGCGCCGCUGCCACCGCUGCCUGUCGAUUCGUUCCCACACCGUCCCUCGCCGCACUACUCGCUCCCUGCCCACCCUUCGGCGCACACAGAGGCGCGCCCCUCGCGCAGCUCGUCGGAGCGGAAGCGGAGGUUGACGACGGCAGACUCGCCGUUCCGGCGGCCGUCAAGUAUAAGGAUGCAUUCAGAGGACCAGCCGGGGUCUAGCCACAACCCAAUAGUGCUGGGCUCUUCGCCCGCAGCUGCGCCCGCACAACGCCCGUCUCUACAGUCGCACACAAGCACGGGCAGGAGGGACAGCGACUUUGCCUUGCCGCGGUGGCAGCCGGACUCGGAGGUGACGCACUGCUUCGUUUGCGGAAGCCAUUUUACCUUCUUCUACCGGAAGCACCAUUGCAGGAAAUGCGGCAGAGUCGUCUGCUCCGCGUGCUCCCCGCAUCGGAUUACAAUCCCCCGCCAGUACAUCGUUCACCCGCCCUACGAUAACCCCAAUAUCAUCGAUCCGACUAGCGAAGACGAUGACCACCCAAUGUCCCGCUUCGGCCCGUUCGGCAAUCCAGCGCUAGGUGGAGGCGAGGAGGUCCGCGUAUGCAAUCCCUGUGUACCUGAUCCGAACUACAGUCCGCCGCCGCAGCAUGGUCAGACUUCUCCAUUUCCUCCGUUCUCACCAACUGCACAUUCACCACACCUCGCACCUUCAAAUGCUCUCCCGCGUGGUCCCCGGCCUUCACAUAGAUCAACACAGAGUGUCAAUGACAGCGCGCGCACAGUCAGCCAUGGUCAAGCGCCGCGUUCGCGCGACCUCUUCACUGAUCGGAGGACAAGCUACCACGGCGCCUCCCGCGUAGCAGACCUGUGGCCGCCAACUCAAGCAAAUCCCCAUGAUUAUGCCCAACCGCCUGCAUACGAUCACCGGACCAGACCCCACUCACGCUCGGUGCUCUCCGCGAACCCUCAGCCCACUUCCAGCGACUUCGCGGGUCAGCAUAGCAUGCCCGGCUCACGGCGCAGUUUCUUCGCACACGGCCAUCCAGUCCCCGGUCCACCACCACAGCCCCAGCCCACUCCCCGCCGACAAAUAGCAGAAGAAGACGAGUGCCCUGUCUGCGGCAAUGAGCUGCCCGCAAAAGGCCCAGACGGUGACGAAACUGCACGCACCCAGCACGUUGAGGAGUGCAUAGCUCUUUACUCUGGAUCACCGCCGCCAGCACCGACAACGCCCGCAGACCUCUCCUCGAACAGUCUGCCCAGCCAGCGGACCCGCGGCAUGAGCAGUGCCGCGGGCAACGGCGAGGGCUCCAGCAACCGGAUGAGCAUGAUGGCGCGGGGCAUGGUGCCGUACGUGGCGACGGAGAAGGACUGCGUGGACGAGGAGGGCAACGAGGCUGAGUGCGUAAUUUGCUUUGAGGAGUUCGAGGCUGGCGAUAAGAUGGCGAGGCUGGUGUGUUGGUGCAAAUUCCAUGAGUCUUGCAUCAAGGAGUGGUGGGACAAGAAGGGCAGAGGCGCGUGCCCGACGCACCAGCUGCAGUACUAGGUGCCAGGCAGAGUUGCCCCUCGUCUAUUCUUUUUCAUCGGUAUCUACCUUGCCUUUUUCGAUGCGUCCGGCUCGGAGGCAUUCGCUUCUCACUCGUGGACUUUGCUCGCGCCCGGCGUUAU
Messenger RNA from Paraphaeosphaeria sporulosa, 1913 nucleotides. RefSeq names its product FYVE-domain-containing protein. The coding region runs from base 1 to 1791 and encodes 596 amino acids. NCBI's taxonomy places the organism in Eukaryota, Fungi, Ascomycota, Dothideomycetes, Pleosporales, Didymosphaeriaceae. The record is from RefSeq and is a predicted model, not a curated record. The transcript has 3 exons. Gene Ontology annotation, molecular function: metal ion binding.